AUGGAUGAGGAAAACAUGACGAAAAGCGAGGAGCAGCAGCCUCUGAGUUUGCAAAAAGCCUUACAGCAGUGCGAGUUGGUCCAAAACAUGAUAGACCUGAGCAUCUCCAACCUGGAAGGGCUUAGGACCAAAUGUGCUACUUCCAACGACCUCACACAAAAAGAAAUCCGGACCCUGGAGAGCAAGCUGGUGAAGUACUUCAGCCGGCAGCUGUCCUGCAAAAAGAAGGUAGCCCUGCAGGAACGCAAUGCCGAGCUGGACGGCUUCCCCCAGCUCCGGCACUGGUUCCGGAUCGUCGACGUGCGGAAGGAAGUCCUGGAGGAGAUCACCCCGGGCCAGCUGAGUCUGGAGGACCUCUUGGAGAUGACGGACGAGCAGGUGUGUGAGACCGUGGAGAAAUACGGGGCCAACCGGGAGGAGUGUGCCCGCCUCAAUGCCUCCCUCUCCUGCCUACGGAACGUCCACAUGUCAGGAGGCAACCUUUCCAAACAAGACUGGACCAUCCAGUGGCCCACCACGGAGACGGGGAAGGAGAACAACCCCGUGUGCCCCCCGGAGCCGACCCCGUGGAUCCGCACCCACCUCUCCCAGAGCCCCAGGGUCCAGUCCAAGUGCGUCCAGCACUACUGUCACGCCAGCCCCAGCCCGGGGCCCCCCGUGUACACCCACGUGGACAGGCUCACUGUGGACGCCUACCCGGGCCUGUGCCCGCCCCUGCCACUGGAGUCGGGCCACCGGUCCCUGCCUCCGUCGCCCCGGCAGCGGCACACGGUCCGCACCCCGCCGCGCACCCCCAACAUCGUCACCACCGUGACCCCGCCCGGCACGCCACCCAUGAGGAGGAAGAACAAGCUGAAGCCCCCGGGGACCCCGCCGCCCUCCUCCCGGAAGCUGAUCCACCUGAUCCCGGGUUUCACGGCCCUGCAUCGGAGCAAGUCCCACGAGUUCCAGCUGGGUCACCGCGUAGACGAGGCCCACACGCCCAAAGCCAAGAAGAAAAGCAAGCCGUUGAACCUCAAGAUCCACAGCAGCGUGGGCAGCUGUGAGAACAUCCCCUCCCAGCAGCGCUCCCCCCUGCUGUCCGAGCGCUCGCUCCGCUCCUUCUUCGUGGGACACGCGCCCUUCCUGCCCUCCACCCCUCCCGUCCACUCCGAGGCCAACUUCUCCUCAAACACACUGUCAGUGCCACGCUGGUCCCCACAGAUCCCUCGCAGAGACCUCGGCAACUCCAUCAAGCACAGGUUUUCCACGAAGUACUGGAUGUCUCAGACAUGCACAGUCUGUGGGAAGGGGAUGCUUUUUGGCCUCAAGUGUAAAAACUGCAAGUUAAAGUGCCACAACAAAUGCACCAAAGAAGCCCCACCCUGUCAUCUCCUGAUCAUCCAGCGAGGGGAUCCAGCAAGGUUAGUCCGGACAGAGUCCGUUCCGUGUGACAUCAACAACCCUCUACGAAAGCCACCCCGGUAUUCGGACCUGCACAUCAGCCAGACGCUCCCUAAAACCAACAAAAUCAACAAGGACCACAUCCCUGUUCCUUACCAGCCAGACUCUAGCAGCAAUCCCUCGUCCACAACGUCCUCCACGCCCUCCUCGCCAGCGCCCCCGCUCCCUCCCAGUGCCACGCCGCCUUCUCCCCUACACCCUUCUCCGCAGUGCACAAGGCAGCAGAAGAACCUCAACCUGCCAGCGUCCCACUACUACAAAUACAGGCAGCAGUUCAUUUUCCCAGAUGUGGUGCCGGUGCCAGAGACGCCGACCCGGGCGCCCCAGGUCAUCCUGCAUCCAGUGACCUCAAAUCCAAUCUUGGAAGGAAAUCCAUUACUUCAAAUUGAAGUGGAGCCAACCUCAGAGAACGAGGAGGGUCACGACGAGGCCGAGGAGUCGGAGGAUGACUUUGAGGAGAUGAACCUGUCCCUGCUCUCGGCCCGGAGCUUCCCGCGCAAGGCCAGCCAGACCAGCAUCUUCCUUCAGGAGUGGGACAUCCCCUUUGAGCAGCUGGAGAUCGGCGAGCUCAUCGGGAAGGGCCGCUUUGGGCAGGUGUACCAUGGCCGCUGGCACGGGGAGGUGGCCAUCCGGCUGAUCGACACUGAGAGGGAUAAUGAAGACCAGCUCAAGGCCUUCAAGCGGGAGGUGAUGGCCUACAGGCAGACACGGCACGAGAACGUGGUGCUCUUCAUGGGCGCCUGCAUGAGCCCGCCCCGCCUGGCCAUCAUCACCAGCCUCUGUAAGGGCCGGACACUCUAUUCUGUGGUCAGGGAUGCGAAGAUCGUCUUGGAUGUCAACAAAACGAGGCAGAUUGCCCAAGAAAUUGUGAAGGGCAUGGGCUACCUCCACGCCAAGGGAAUCCUGCACAAGGACCUCAAGUCCAAGAACGUCUUCUACGACAACGGCAAAGUGGUGAUCACAGACUUUGGGCUCUUCAGCAUUUCCGGGGUGCUGCAGGCUGGCAGGCGUGAUGACAAGCUGCGCAUCCAGAGCGGCUGGCUGUGCCACUUGGCCCCGGAGAUCAUCCGCCAGCUGUCUCCCGACACAGAGGAAGACAAGCUCCCCUUCUCCAAACACUCGGACGUCUUUGCGCUUGGGACAAUCUGGUAUGAACUCCAUGCCAGAGAGUGGCCUUUCAAGACCCAACCAGCAGAGGCAAUAAUCUGGCAAAUGGGCACAGGCAUGAAACCCAACCUCAGCCAGAUUGGCAUGGGAAAAGAAAUCUCGGACAUUCUUCUCUUCUGCUGGGCCUUUGAACAAGAAGAGAGACCUACCUUUACCAAGCUUAUGGACAUGCUGGAGAGACUGCCAAAGCGAAACCGCCGCCUGUCUCACCCUGGACAUUUCUGGAAGUCUGCAGAGUAA
Molecule: messenger RNA, 2850 nt
Organism: Lagenorhynchus albirostris (white-beaked dolphin)
Lineage: Eukaryota; Metazoa; Chordata; Mammalia; Artiodactyla; Delphinidae
Gene: KSR2
Product: kinase suppressor of ras 2
Exons: 19
Coding region: 1-2850 (949 amino acids)
Biological process (GO): protein phosphorylation
Molecular function (GO): ATP binding; protein kinase activity
Source: RefSeq, a predicted model, not a curated record